Prionailurus viverrinus (fishing cat) is the source of this 5312-nucleotide messenger RNA. It is a transcript of the gene RABL3, whose product is annotated as RAB, member of RAS oncogene family like 3. Gene Ontology annotation, molecular function: GTPase activity. Gene Ontology annotation, cellular component: endomembrane system. NCBI's taxonomy places the organism in Eukaryota, Metazoa, Chordata, Mammalia, Carnivora, Felidae. The record is from RefSeq and is a predicted model, not a curated record. The transcript has 8 exons. Gene Ontology annotation, biological process: intracellular protein transport. The coding region runs from base 60 to 770 and encodes 236 amino acids.
UACCCAGCUCUGGUUGGCCUACCAUCCCGGAACAGGCGUUAACUCCGGGCUGUGGCAAGAUGGCGUCCCUGGAUCGGGUGAAGGUACUGGUAUUGGGAGACUCAGGUGUUGGGAAAUCUUCACUGGUUCAUCUUCUGUGCCAAAAUCAAGUACUGGGAAAUCCAUCAUGGACUGUGGGCUGCUCAGUAGAUGUCAGAGUUCAUGACUACAAAGAAGGAACCCCAGAAGAGAAGACCUACUAUAUAGAAUUAUGGGAUGUUGGAGGCUCUGUGGGCAGUGCCAGCAGUGUGAAAAGCACAAGAGCAGUGUUCUACAACUCUGUAAAUGGUAUUAUUUUAGUACAUGACUUAACAAAUAAGAAGUCAUCCCAAAACUUGUAUCGUUGGUCAUUGGAAGCUCUCAACAGGGAUUUGGUGCCAACUGGAGUGUUGGUAACAAAUGGGGAUUAUGACCGGGAACAGUUUGCUGACAACCAAAUCCCACUGUUGGUAAUAGGGACUAAACUGGAUCAGAUUCAUGAAGCCAAGCGCCAUGAAGUUUUAACUAGGACUGCUUUCCUAGCUGAGGAUUUCAAUGCAGAAGAAAUUAAUCUGGAUUGCACAAAUCCACGGUACCUAGCUGCAGGUUCUUCCAAUGCUGUCAAGCUCAGUAGGUUUUUUGAUAAGGUCAUAGAGAAGAGAUACUUUCUAAGGGAAGGUAAUCAGAUUCCAGGCUUUCCUGAUCGAAAAAGGUUUGGGGGAGGAACGUUAAAGAGCCUUCAUUAUGACUGAAUUACACCCAUCCUGGAAGAGUGAGCAAGCGGUGGCAGUUCUGCACAGCUUUCUUCUUGCUGUGUUGAUUAUUAUUUCAGCCUUUUAACAGAAUCAUCCUAAAAUGCCACCCUUCAGCCUCACCCUUUAAUGGAAGGCUGAAAGGAAGUGACAGCGUGGGAGGUCCAAACUUUGUCCCCAUUCUGUUCCUCACCUUUCUGUCCCUGUUUAUAGAUUAUGUAAAAGCCUUGUGGAAAUAUGAGAUGUUGUCAAAAUGAUGCAGUAAAUGAGCAGUGACAGAGUGCUACAGAAAAAAUUUACUCUUCCCAGAAUUGGAAGGUUUUUUAUAGGUCUGUAACUUUCCCACACUCCUUGCUGAAGGCUUAAUUAAGUACUUCAAAAAUGUAUCUCUGUUGUUUUACCUUCUUGAGGGGAAAGGUUAUGUUAACCAGCCCUGGGUUGUCCACCCCAAACAAUCUCUGUCAUUUUCAAAGAAGCAAAAUGGUGUUAUUUAAUUGUUUCCACUCUCAUCACACACAAGGAUGCCUAAUAAUAGCAGCCUUUGUCUCCCUCUCCUCUCCUUUGCAAAUGGUUCAGUGGCUAGAAGAGGCAGACUAAUAGCUGGAGUUAAAUAUAAAUAGAUUAAUAAUACAUAGAGAACACCAGUACCAGCAAAGGAGAAUUCUCCGAGAAAUUGACAGCUCACUAAAUCCUUCACUCUGGGUUACAGAUGUCUGCACUGUCUUAUUGUUUUCUAUUUGGAAAUAGGCAGGGUGAAAUCUAAGACCUGUUCAAGGGCAGUAAGAGAGAUUUACAGCCUCUACUGUUUUUAUUUUUUUAAAGGAAAAGUCAACUCCUGAAAUGUCUCUUAACUGUAGUCGGUAAACUAAGACUGUUAUUUUCUGUGUCAACAAUGUAUUUAUGGAGAGAAGUAAAAAUAAGUUCUACAGCAACACAUUUACAUGAAUUAUGGACUAGGAUUCUUAGAUUUCAUAAUCCAACAUUUUGUGAGGGUGGUGGUGUAUGUGUGCGUAUGCAUAAUUGUUCAUCGUUCCUUUUUUUACCCAUCUUUUUUGCUUGUUUAAUUCUCUCUGGCCCGGUUCUUCUUUAAUAUAUAGACCUGGUUUCCAAAAACUGCAAUUUGCUGCCUUAUUCAGCACCACCUUUUUACCCAUAACCGCUCUCUGGCUCCGAGGCAGGUCUUUGCAGUCCCGAUUUUGCUCCAUAUUAGAAAAAAAUAGUAAGUAUACACUUUCAGCUCCUCAUUUUAAAACUAGGCAAAAAACACUAAGUUCACUUUCUAUUCCAUUUUAAUUAAAUUUCAGAAGUACUUUGGAAAUCAAGGUAUGCUACCAGAAGAUCUUAAAAUAAGAAGGUUAGCCAGUGCUUUUAGAAAGGCAGUUGUAGAAAUUUGGGGAAGGAUUUUUAAAGCACUUUUGAUCAGCUAGCAUAUUCUCCAGUCUGUCUUCAUAUCCUGAGCCAUAAAGCCGAGGCCUGAUUUCUUUUUUGACACAAAGUAGAGCUAUGCAAAUCAGGAUCUGUACGUGGAGUAUGGCACAAGCGAGUUGUGACAGAGGCUGCACAAAUGCAUGCACAAAGACCCAACUAAAGCUCUUUGUAAACAAUAAAUUAAAAAAAAAUUAUACAUACAUUCUGAAAAAAUAAAAGAAUAAUACAACGACACAGAAGCGAAAAUACAUAUAACCCUUCCCUUCUCUCCCCUUUCUUCCUCUUUCUUUCCCUUAAUUAAAAAACCUCUCUCAAUUUCUUUAUUUUCUCCCUUGCUAAAAAAUAAAAAUAACCCAUCACUGAUGCCUUUCAGGGUCAGCCUUGAAAACUUAGCAGUACCCCUCAACUCCAUUUCUUCUUGCUUGUGAGGCUUGACUGAAUUAUAGUUUUCUGAGAAAAAAUAAUUUUUAAUAAUCUAAGGUAAAUUUGUUGCAAAGUAUUAGUAGCAGCAAAACAAGGCUGUUUGCCAAGAUGAAUGUUAUUAGCCAAAGUUCUUGAAAAUGAAUGUUUUGAAGAAUAAUUUUUGCUGGGAUUUCCUGAGAUCUGCUCAUCAAAAUUGCUUUUGGAUAAUCAACAGAUGUAAAUACCAAAAUACUUCCUAAAGAGUAUUAAUUAAAUCUUUAAUUUUCUUGAUGGAACAGGUAAUUAGCAAUAGAGGUUCUUUUGGGGUUUUUUUUCCUGUUGUGAUUUAGAUGUCUGACCAAUGUUGUUAUUUAUCAUGGAGGCAACCAGACGUGAAGGCAUACAGUCAUUCAUCUGUCGCUCAGGUGGCAGGGCCCUUCGUUGAAAUCCAGCCCAAGAUUUGGGUUGACCUCUCCACUUCUGUGUUCUGAAAAGAAUUGCUGCUCCCAAAGGGGUUGAUCCGUAUCACUUUAUCUUAGGUUCUCAGAAGUCCCUAAACUUGAGGCAUCCAUAACAUAAUCCGUGACAGUGCCUUGACACUGCUAUUUUUCUGUCCAUUCUGAAAAUGGACUGUGUGGAACUGAUGUGCUGGGCCAUCAGACGGAGUUGAAGAGCUCCUCACUGCUGCUAUGACCAGAGCUUUCGAGUGUCCAUUUCAAUAGUAUAUGCCAUAGCACCCAACCUAGGGAGGACCUUGUGUGGGUUUUUAAUAAAUGUUGUUCAAUUGAAAUUUUUAAAGCACAGGUAGCAUCUAUUUUAAGAAGUUUGAAGGUCUAACAGGAUGUCUGCAUUGAUUUAAUAUCUGUUAAAAUUCAGAGGAGGAUACUGUUUGCGGGGAAGGAGGAGAAGGAAAUAAAAAAUCCAUUCCUCUGUAGUCCCCAGACUGAGUGAAAUCACUAUGGUAGGAGAGGAAAGGUUCCAGGCAAUCUAGCCCUAGGAGAACCGUGAGCCUCAAAUAUUCCACAGUAUGUUUGCCUGAUGCAAAAUUGGAGCUGAAGCCUACCAGGGCUGCUCCAUAGAGUAGGAAGGGGGUCCGACUUCCAGUUACUAUUAGUACCUCCAUUUAAGGACUUAAAGCAGUGGCUUUCGGACUCAAAUGUGCAUAAAAAUCCUCUGAAGUACUUAAAAAUGCAGAUUCUGGGAUUUUAUCAGCCCCCCUCUCCUUGCCCAAUUCUAUGUAUAUAGGAUAGAGCCAGGAUUUUGUAUUUUUAACAGACAAACCAGGUGAUUCUGCAGUGAGUGGCCUGGGAUCCACACUCUGAGAAAGAUAAUAAACUCCUAUCAUAGAGAAUAUGCGGAAUGUACUUAAUGGCACCAUUAUAUAGUUCAUCAAAGUUCAUCUUGGGCUUCCUUAAAUGAUUUCGCCUUCAUGAGCUGAGCCACUCUUCCCUCUCAAGGUGAUACAUACCAUAGCAAUCAUGACAUGAUUGUCCCAUUCUCUAUUGGCAAAACAGGAGAUGUUGUUUUUAAUGUACUACUGUCAUUUUUACUACCACCGUGUUCUGCAUUCCAGGUGUAUUUAUUUCUAAUAAGAUGCCUUGCCAUCUCAUACACGGUCCCUCACUUGUACCACAUUUGUUUUCUCAGCUGGCUAAUCACUAAGCCUUACCAAGGUCAUCAGUAAGUAUUGGUGAAGGAUGAAACCCCUGCAUUCCCACAAAGACAUAAAAUCUUGCUCAGUACCAGCAAGUACAUUUAUCAAUUCCAUCUUUUUUUUUUUGGAGACCCUCUAACUGUAACUUCUCUAACUCCAUCCUGGGGUGAUUGCUCUCCAGACCUGUCACACUCCUUCACAUUACCCUGUAACACUACCCCAGCUCCCAGGAUGAAAUGUUUGCCACUUUCUCGGUGUGGAUCUGUGGUCUUCCAACUGGGAUGGGUACACAUGUCCCCUCCAAGAGGUGCAUGGACACAGAUAGUUUUAGGGGAAUCAUUUUCCAGGUCAUCCAUCUCCAUUAUGUAUGUUAAAAUUGUUCUUCUUGUGAAUGCAGCUCAGUGCUAGUUCUUACUUCCCACCUGUGCUUUCUUUCUCAAUUGUCCUUUUCCCACAGUGGAAAAGGAAUAUCUUGCUUAUGUAGGAAUGUGGUAUAUUGGCCCAGGGUGUAAAUGUCUUAGGAUGCCAAUAAAAGGACAAUUCUAAAUAUUAGUUUUAUUUAAGGACUUUGUUCCACUCACACAAUUAUUUAAAAAAAAAAAAUGCAGACCUCUCAAGGAAGCGGUUCCUGAGUUCCUGAGAACACAGCAAAGAGAGUUUUGGUAAGAAAUAACCAAGGCUAUGGCACAUUUCUUCAUGGCAAGUCUUCUUGCUUGGUCUAUCAAAAUAUCAAAAUAACAUUUUUGUGAAAAAUAAUUAUACAGGCAAAGGAAUAUAAAAUUAACAUUUAUUUUCUCAACCCUUUCUAAGUAAAAUGAGUUAGAAAAGGCACAUCUAAGUGAAAAGGUAACAUUUAAUUAAAGUCAUUGAUUCCAAUAGCUGGGUAACCAAGCCUUUUCCAAUCAGAUUCCCAAUUAUUUGCUUGCAAAAAAAUUAAAGGAGAACCUGAGUUGUUGAUAGGUGACUAAAAAUGAUGUUUAUGAUAGAUUGCUAUGUGAUUUUUGAUAUUUGAUUCAGAAGGAGAAGUGAGGUAAUAAAAUUCCUUCCAUUCAUAUCUA